Trichogramma pretiosum is the source of this 2373-nucleotide messenger RNA. RefSeq lists its product as uncharacterized. Gene Ontology annotation, biological process: mitotic cell cycle phase transition; regulation of cyclin-dependent protein serine/threonine kinase activity. Lineage: Eukaryota; Metazoa; Arthropoda; Insecta; Hymenoptera; Trichogrammatidae. Gene Ontology annotation, molecular function: cyclin-dependent protein serine/threonine kinase regulator activity. Gene Ontology annotation, cellular component: centrosome; cyclin-dependent protein kinase holoenzyme complex; cytoplasm. The record is from RefSeq and is a predicted model, not a curated record. The transcript is spliced from 7 exons. The coding region runs from base 286 to 1962 and encodes 558 amino acids.
CAUUGUUUACACGCGGGCGCGCGAGCUACAGUGAAACAAGUAGUAGCCAUUCAAGGACGCGGGUUAGUGUGUCGGUAAGCCUCGCGCAGUGCGGCUGCCUUCUUGCAAUUACGAUUUUUCGAUUAAUCAUUUUCUUUUCUUGUCUCUUGUAUUUAUUGAGUUGCGCGAAAAGUACGCGAGCGAUUCUUAUCGAGUUUUCUUCGUUGUCGGCGGGGCUUUUCUAAUUCGUUCUCAUGCGAGGAACGAUUGUUCAACGGUACCGAAAGUAAAAAAGAUUGUUAAAACAUGAACUCGUCGGUAAGAAAUCCAACGAAAACGAAUCCACUGUCGGACAACAACAACAAGUCACUCGUCGUCAACGGGUCGGUAAAGAAGACGAUGACUGGCAAGGAGAACGUCGAGUGCCUGGGCGGCUCGAAAAUCCCUACGGUCUCUGACGCGUCCAAGCAGUCCGCUGCUUUUAUCGCCAGGAAGGCCCCCGAUGUCAGCUGCGACAACAAGCCCCUACGGCCCAAGGGUUUAACAGAAAAUGAAAAUGAAUCCACCUCCCGUCGGACCUACUUCGUUGAGAAAAAGACGUCGAAUGAUGUAGGCGUACCGAGUACUGAAACCUACCCCAAAUCUUCGGUUCCGGUCUACGCUGAUGGCUCUAAUACGCCAAACGAUGCUGAAGCCAAUACCGAAAAAAUGCAAGAAGUCAGCCAUGUACACAACAAAAAACCUUCUCGGACGUUGCAAGAGGACAAGAAAAAGCUGUCGUCCGAUACAGACGUAUCGAAUAACAAAACUUAUACGAAAUAUUCGAUUCCCAGCAUCGUCCACGACGCUGAUACGCAAAAUGAUGUUGAUGCCAAUAUCGGUGAAUACAAGCAAAUGUGCAAUAAGUUAGUGUUACGAGUGUUGCAAGAGGAUAAGAGGCCGGUAAAAUCACCUCAAGAUCUUCCACAUAUACCGAAAACAAAUGUCUUCAAAAUCAAAGAAGAGCAUAAAAGAGUAUCGGAGAAAAAAGAUCAGCGCCCGAAACGCGGCAAUUUGUCGCUUGAAUUAGCCUACAAUAUGGAUUACAUGGCCGAGUACAUACGCUUUCAAAUGGAGAUCAACGAUAAGAAAAAAUUAUCCGACAAUUUUUUGAAGAAAAAUAUUACUCCGGACCAGAGGCGAUUGAUUGUGAAAUGGCUCAUCAGGGCAGGGACUUACUACAAAUAUCCGUCCUUUGUACUAUACCAAGCAGUGAAAAUAUUUGAUGCUUACAUCGACACGGUGUCGGCACACACUGACGAGCUGCAGAUAUUGGCCCUGGCGGCUCUGUGGAUAUCUUUGAAAAAAAAUUCGAGGAUCGAUGAAACCCCAGACGCCUCGACUCUAACCAAAUUGAUAAGUAAAGAUGUCCAAGAUGACAAUCAGACUCUUGCGAACUACGAGAGGAAAAUCUUGAUGUCGCUGAAUUUUGAGGUAUCGUUUUCUGAGCCCUUCUCGCUUCUCGCAUUGUACACGGUAAUGCUCGAGGAAGUUCAACGGCAGUCCUCGUCCCAGGUCCAGGAUAUAUACUACUGUGGUAGUUAUCUGAUCGACCUGUCGCUGCUGCAUCACAAGAUUUACAAUCUGUCGGCAGUGCACUUGGCAGCGAUCUGCGCCGAGAUGGCGCUCGUCAUAACCAUGCCGAAUAUUGCAAAUUUGGAUUGUCCCAAGAACUACUGGAGGAAUCGAGUGUACACGGCCAAUCCUAUCCUCGCCAAGUAUCGUUACAGCUUGCCGGAAGAGCAGAUGGAUUACGUCGGUACGCAACUUAUGCAAAAAGUCAUCCAAUCGAAGGAGGAGAACACCGAUUAUCACGCGGUUUACAAAAAAUACAGCACCAAACGAUACGGACCGAUCUCGCAAUUUAUAACGUCGAAAAUAACGGCCAUGUAUUUAAAGAAGGUCAAUGAUCCAGUUUACCGCUCGCGUCCAAUCGUCUUUUAAAGACGUGUCUCUAUACGAGAACAGCUUAGAAUAUUAUAAUUUAUUUUUCUAAUUAAUUAAUAAUUUGUACAUAGAAUAGAAAUUGAUCAAUUUCGUUUUAACGGUGAAGCUGUCGGCAUAUUUUUCUCAUGUAAUGUUUAAAAUGUGACUUUUGCGCCUCUAUAAAAUGAUCUACAAAAAGUCGUGUCGAGCACGAGAACGCAGAGGGCGAAUUUAUCGACAUCUUCAUCGAGCGAACGAAAAUAUUGUAUAUGUAAAUUUACCAUUUUUUGGUGAUGAUUCAGGAAUUAUUACUAUACUUUUUAUCUAUUUUAUUUAUCAGACUUUAUUGUGCAAUGAAUUUCGAUGAAUUAGGCGAUAAAAAUAUGAUAGAAAUUCGUUGGGAAGAUGUAUGACGAGUUUAAACGUGAU